GCAGCGGUAAACAAAUCCUUUGAAAAAGACAAGAGACGAGCGCUACCUGUGAAAAUCACCCGCGUGAGGGUUAAUUUCUCAUGAACUUUUGUCCUUUAGAGUGGCCAAGAUGCCUUCAAUAAAUGAGAUGGGUUGUGACAGUGAACCUGAAGAUAUGGAGGAAGAGAUGAGCAUAAUUGACACGGAUAAAAGUGAAGAAGAAGAGUCUGAAAGUGGAUCAUCUGGCAGUGAUGACGACUCGUCGGAGUAUGAUGAAUUUGACUGUGACAGAAGAAGAACUGAAUGUAUGGAAGACAUGAAUGAUCUAGAAAGUCAGUUCACAAGUCUCAGAGAUCAAUUGUACUCAGAACGACUGGAACAAAUUGAGUUUAAGUUGAACGAUGUCAAGUUGGAAGCUGCUCACGAGUAUCUAACCCCCCUCCAUGAGCUGGACCAGAUGAAGAGUAGAAAGCUCCGUAUUGCUAGUGUCCUGAGAGAGCUACGCAUGGAGAACAUCAGAAAUAAACUACAGAGUGAAGAAAAAGCCUCAAGGGAAAACCAUGAGAGUGAGAAAAGUUUACUCCGUGAUCUCAUGAAAGCUGACCUUGAAGACAAGAUCAAAAGACUAGAGGAAGACAGGCAUAAUAUUGAUCUUACAACAGAAUUAUGGAACGAGUCUCGGAUCUUGAAGCAGAAAGGAAAGAAACCAGAUUCAUUACAUUCUGACAGAAAGAAGAAACCAGUAGCUGUGUCAGGUCCUUAUAUAAUAUAUAUGUUGCGUGAGGAUGACAUCCUAGAUGACUGGACAGCAAUAAUGAAGGCAAGAGGUGCAAGUGCUAGAAGGAAAUCAGAUGGUCGUACAUCACACAGUGCCAAGUAUGAAGAUGGAAAGCUUCGCUAUGAUGGCAGAAUGUUUCAUAAAAAGGACCAGAUUCUUAUUGAGAAUAGGGAAGACUCUCCAGUCUCGGCCAGAAUAACUGCCAUCGAUGCUCGGGAGGUGUGGGUGAGGAGACAUGAUGGAACCAAAUCAAAGCUGCUACUUCACAACCUAGAAAAGGGAAAGUACACCAUUCAACAUGUGCGGUAGUCAACAUAUAACCGCUUUGGCAGCCUUUUCUAUGAACAAUUUGAACUAUCCUCUUUUGAAGGACAUGAUGCAUUUGAAAGAGAAUGGGAGUAAGGUCCAUCUUGCUCUUAGCUGAUGAUAAUUUGUAGUGACCUUAGCCGUGGGACUGGCACCGAAAUAAAGGGGUCAUCAUUACUUACCUCAUCUGUAAUACUUGUUGGACGUGGAGCAGUGUUCAUCAUGAUUUUCAGGAAUAUCUCAACAUUUUCACUUUUAGAGGCACAAGGGCAUUCUGUCUUUGUAAAAAUAUGUGUGCAUGUGACCUAAUGCCCCUAUGUCGCUAACCAUGCAAGAUUACGAGAAUGUGAUGAAGAGAUAUAUAUCUGUCUGGUGUGUCAUUGAUGUUUAUGUGUAUCAUGUCUUAUGCAAAUGCCAGUAGCUUUGUGUACUUCUUGUUUUAACCAUGAAUUAUUGCAUCUUUGAUGCCCAAUAUGUCUCUAAUUACUCAGCUUGCUGAUUCUAACUGAAAAUGAUGGUGUUUGUCCCAAACAUAAAUACUAUUCUAGAAUGUGUUUUCAUGUUUAUAUGAAAUGAUUUUUGAUUUACCAUAAUAUACGUGGCAGAAGGACACAGACACUAUUCAUAUUGAAGUCAGAAUUUAACUCUGAAACUGCCUUUUUUUCAGUCAAUAAUAUGGAUUAUUUAAGGUCUGAAAUAUUUUUGUAGCAAUAUUUAAGGGGUGAUUAAAGCUUGUUAUUCUUCCUUGACAAUCCUCUUAAAACUCAGUCAGAGGUUUGGAGCUGAUUCCAGUUUUGAAGGAUAGAGAGCAGUAAAAUGGAUGGGGUAUUUUGGCCUUGGUGUAAAUAACUUAGAUAAAGAAUAAGAAGGUGAUGAAUUUUCAAAUGAUCAUCACGUUGUACUUUUUGUAUCUCAAAGUGGAUGAAUUAUUCAAGUCAUUGUCAACUACUAGGCCUGUCUGACAAAUUUUUGCCAUUAUUCCCCAAAUAGUAGUGGCCAAUCAGUACCGUUAAUGUAUUUGAAUUUUGCAAUUUGUUCAACACAAUCGGCUAUUUAUAUUUAUACUAUAGAAAAUGUUAGGAUUUGUUUGAAUUUGGAAUAAUGGACAAUAUUUUUGUGUCAUUAUUUCAUCAUUCUUUAUACCUUAAUUCUUUUUUACCAUACCAAUGAAGGUAAUGUUAAGGUUGGAAUGCCCUCCUCCCCAAAAAUGCAAUUAACUUGGAUUUGAUCCCAUUCACUUAAAACUGCAUGGAUGCAUUAAUUCAAUGCUUGUUUUCACCAAUUAAUAAGUCGAUUAGGGUGCUAGUAUAACAGUUUGUGAUUUAAAGGUCAAGUCCACCUCAGAAAAAUGUUGAUUUGAAUCAAUAGAGAAAAAUCAGACAAGCACAAUGCUGAAAAUUUCAUCAAAAUCGGAUGUAUUAUAAGAAAGUUAUGACAUUUCAAAGUUUCGCUUAUUUUUAACAAAAUAGUUAUGUGAACGAGCCAGUUACAUCUAAAUGAGGGAGUCGAUGAUGUCACUCACUCACUAUUUCUUUUGUUUUUUAUUGUUUGAAUUAUACAAUAUUUCAAUUUUUUACGAAUUUGAAGAUUAGGACCUCCUUGCCUGAACCACAAAAUGUUAAAAUAAUGGAAUUCCACGUGUUCAGCGAGGAAUGAAACUUCAUUUCACAUGACAAUGAUGAGAAAAUCAAAAUAUUUCAUAUUUCAUAUAAUAAAAUACAAAAGAAAUAGUGAGUGAGUGAUGUCAUCAGUUCCCUCAUUUGCAUACUGACCGAGAUGUGCAUAUAACUGUUUUGUGAAAUGAAGCGAAACUUUAAAAUGUCAUAACUUUCUUAUUUCACAUCCGAUUUUGAUGAAUUUUUCAGUGUUAUGCUUGUUGAAUUUUUCUCUUUUUAUUCAAAUCAAGUUUUUGUUGGGGUGGACUUGUCCUUUAAAUAUCAAUUUGUGAAUUGACCUCAUUUUGAUCAUUUUUCAUUACAUGUAUUUGCCCAUCACAUUCCCAAAUCUAUUAAACCCUAGAGCUCACCAUUCUUGAGUUGAGGUAAGUGUAAGUUUCAUAAAGUUGUUUGUAAAGUUAAGCACAGCAUUUCAACUAACUGAAAAACAGCACGCAAUUUUUAUUCAUCACAUUAGCUUAGAUUGAAAUAUGCAGAUUUGAUUAGCAAUUUUGCUGUUAGAACACAUUUUGUGACAAAAUAUAUCUUAUGCCUAAAUUUAAUGAAAUUAUUUGAAAUACUGUCAUAGUUGAGUAAUAAAUCAGGAAAAAAAUUAGGCUCACAUUAUCAUAACUACAAACAGUUCUAUGAAAUAGCCUUGAGGGCAGGUUAUUGGUUUUCUUCAUAAGUCAGGUCAGACUAUAUUAAGGAAAAAAAACAUAGGAGUAAAUGGAAAACAAGUACCUUGAAACAUGACUUCAAAUUCAUGCAAAACAAGCUGGCAAUUUGUGAGGAUGAUUUCAGGCUGUUGCCUUGUUAAUAUGUGUUCCCUUGUAUGCAACUUCAUCAACACAGCUCAUGUUUCUCAACCUCACUAUACAUGUAUAGAAAAGUACCAGAAUUGUGCCACUUCCAACAUGUCAAAAAGGUCAAGCACUGAAAUCGUGCCCCUUUCCAGGUUUUGAUGCCAGUGCCUUUGUUUGUUUUUUUUUUUUUUUUCACCAGAGCAAAUUGUAGUUGCCCCCUUGUAACUCCUGAAAUUGGCAACCUAGGCACAUACCCGUUGCCCCCCCCCCUUCUGAUACACCACUGACCAGGAGACAAAUACAUUUUUGACUUUCUUAUUAGAUGAAAGAUAAUUUUGCAGGCGAUGAUUGACAGAUUACAUCAUUCCGCAUUUUGCUGAAUGAUAGUUAUAAUUAUUUGUUUGUCUGUCUGUGUAUGUAAGACUGAUACCAUUAUAGCAAUAUCAUUCUUUUUUUCAAAGAGGUACAUGUACAUUGUAUAGUUUAUGCUGUGUAAAAUAUAUUUGUAAAGAUGUAUAGUAUAUCAUGUAUUUAUAUGCCUGACAGAGAAAGCAGGGUGUCUCAAUAACAUCAGGCUGUCAGUUUCUAAAUCAUUGCAAUUGUUGAAAGAAGUAUACUUUUUCAUGAUUGUAAAACAGGUAUUUUUUAGAAGGAAAUUUAUUGUAUUUUCAAAUUACUAUUGAAAUAUCCUCCUAACUACUUGGGAAUUUUGUUAUUUGUACAUGAUUUCUUUAUGCAGUAUGCUAUUGAACAAAGGAAAUAAAAGUGAAUAAGUAAAUUGACGCACUGCAUGCUUCCAUGAACAAAAGAUUGUGAGAAAAGAAAUCAUUCAAAUAUAUCAAACAAUGCUGAGGAGUUCCGUUUGCUCUUGAAAGUUAAGGAUAUAACUCAGCAAUGUAUCAUUCCGCUGUUUGGAAACUUUGACUCUUGACCUGAAAAUAUAUUUCUGAUGCAUCCUGUUUUCUUAGUGUUAGCAAUUAUGGAUGGUAGUAAAUAUAUUCUUACACCAUUUCUUAAAAUCUAAUGGGCAAUUUGGUGUUAAGAAGAAAGGGAGCACACUAAAUGCAAUUUCUAGCCUACUUAUAAACCAGCAUUGAAACAAACGUAUUUGUGACACUGAGCAUUACAUAAUUACAUUUCUUCUUCCAUUUCAUAAUACUUUUUAUUUGAUAUUGAGGGUGGACAUACAGAGGAAUAUAACUAACUUUUUAGCUAUUUUGGGCUUUCUGUACCACAAUAAUCAGAGAUAUUUACAUAUUUUGAGAGCCACAAGACCUUAACUCAAUUCCUAUUUAUUAUAAAGCAGAUUAUAACUUCACCAUAUCUUUUUGGCAAAAUAUCUAAACAACUCUCAAAAUCACUGAUUUGAGUUUAUGGCCCGUAUUCUGAAGUGAGGUUUGACUUAGACCACGGUCUAACUCUGCUAAAAUCAUGGAAAGCCAAAAGCUAAAAAAUUAUGUUUAUAUUGUAUAAUUCUUAUGUUUACUAUUUUGUUUCGUUUCCUUUCAUAAUGAAGAACAAUACUUCAGAUGUCAUUCCCAGACAAUUUUGAACAAUUUGGGUGUCAUAUGAGUUAAUAGAUUGAAUGUGUACUGUUAGGGAUUUGUGCUCCAAUUGGCUCUCCAUGCUUAAACCACAACUUUAAACCAGGGUUUAAUUUAAACCUGAGUUCAGAAUACGGGCCAUAGCCUUCAGUUUUUCAACCCUCUAUAUAAGAAAGGAAGAAGGAAGUCACACAGAAAGGCCAAACUCUAUGUUGGCUCUUAAAAUAAAAAUUACUACUAUAUAACACACUGUAUGAGUUUUUCAGUUAUCUGUUCUUCCUGUACUAGGCCAGAUAUCAUGAAAGUGUCCCUUUCAUUUUAAAGCUGAAUUGUUCACCUGUAAAUAAAUUAGCAUUGUCUGUAUAUAUUUAAGUAUAUAAACACAUUAUCUUGUUAUCUGAUUUUGGGGGGUGAAUAUCAUGGUAAUGAUUAUGUUCAUUCAAAGCUAGUAACUUUAUACUGCAUUUAUUGAAAAGCGUCAAAGAAUACGGCCUAUUCAUACAAUUUAAGAUAUAUCAAAGUUUGUAGUUGAAUGAAAAAAAUAUUGUAUAGCAUGGAUUCCACAGAAGUACUUCCAAAUGGUAUGGCAAAUUAAUGUAAUAUAAAUUAUUAUUUAAUUGGUAAGAGUGGUUAGAAAUCUCCCUUGCUCAUUCUUACUGGUAUUCAUCAGUUUAUUAAUUUAUUUCUUUUGGUGUGGGAGAGAGGUAUUCCUUUUGAAUCCCAUCGUUUAUUGACUUAUCGAUAAUCAUAAAAAUACUUUUCACUGACUGUCAGUUGAUUUGAUAAAUGUUCUUGACAUGAUAUUAAAAUGCUCUGUAGAAUUUGUACUUAGUCUUCAUGACUAUAUUUUUUUCUACUAAGGAAUGAUUAAUUCCUCUAAAUUUGGUUGCUUUCCAAUAAAAUUGCAUUUAUCAAUUUGAUAUGACAGUGACUUACCACAAUCCAGAAGAUGAAGGGGAGAUAAAUGCUACUUACAGGUCUGUAUGGCUUCCUGUACUCAAAGUAACAGGUUAGGACCGGUUCAGGGUGAAUGAGAUCAGAAUAUGGGCCAUUAUCAUAUAAUAAUCUUUACCAUCCAAUUACUGUGAUUGUGUUUUUAAAAAGCCAUCCAACUCCAUAAUAAACAAUGGCAGAAUCAUAAAAUGUAUUUGAAAUUCUUUGAGUGAAUUCGAAUAUGUGAAUUUUAUUCAGGAUAAUAUUUUCCAAAUAUAUUGAAAAUAUUCA
Molecule: messenger RNA, 6292 nt
Organism: Lytechinus pictus (painted urchin)
Lineage: Eukaryota; Metazoa; Echinodermata; Echinoidea; Temnopleuroida; Toxopneustidae
Product: breast cancer metastasis-suppressor 1-like protein
Exons: 9
Coding region: 110-1066 (318 amino acids)
Biological process (GO): negative regulation of transcription by RNA polymerase II
Cellular component (GO): Sin3-type complex
Molecular function (GO): histone deacetylase binding
Source: RefSeq, a predicted model, not a curated record